GCGCGGUGCGCGGAGGCAGAGAGGGCAACAGCCGGAGGAGCCCAGCCGAGCAGCCGCCGUCACCACGAGCGACCCGGGCUUCGGUUUUUACAGAGUUUACCCGGAGACACGGAGGCCUGGGGGCUCGGGUACAGAAUAAUGAGAGAGCCCUCUAACCGGAGGGGGCGAAAACAUGAACGGGGCCGUGUACAUUUCGUUUUUCCAGGGCCAGCUGGAGUCCGUGCUGGAGCAGGUCGUUCAGCUCGCCGUCCAGGAAAUAAGCAAGACGGUGGGCUCGAGCCUCAACACGCUGCUGCUGGAGACCGCUGUGAAGGAGCAGGAAAAUCGCAGGCUCCGGCUCCAGGUGCAGACGUGGGAGUCAAACCAGCGCAACAGCAGCAAAAACACCGGAGGGUCCCCGGUGGCGGGUAGGAACAAGGCUGGCAGGGCGGCCGGCGACGAGAGGGCGGACAGCGGCAGGACAAAGCCCGAGCACUCGCAGCUACACGCCCCCGGUGGCCACGGCACCGAGACCUGCCUCCACACCGACACACGCCGCCUGGAGCAGCGGGGACGAGUCGUUGAUCAGCUGAAGUCUGUGAUGGAGCAGGUGUUGGACUUUGCGCUGCACGAGCUCACAAAGAUCGUGGAGGCUUCGUUUGAUGACCUCCUGCUGGAGAUCACCAAGAUGGAGAGCGAGCAGCAUCUGCUGGAGGAGAGGAUGGACAAGGGGAUGGCAGGAGGAGACAAGGGAAGAGGUGGAGCUGGGGGCCGGAGGAGGGGGUCUGAGAACGAUUCGGUGUCCCCCAGCGGGUCUGACGAUACCCAGGAGGAGCUGGCCGAGGUCCCCGAGUCCAAGGAGACGCCAGAAGCAGACAACCUGGGGCGCCCCCCUGUCCUCUCCGUAGCUCAGGACUGGGUUCCCAUACUGGACAAGGUGUUCGGUCAGAAGUGGUGCAGCGACGUGUGGCAGAUAAAGGAGAUGGAUGGCGAGGCGGGGACCGGUACAGGGCGGGGUCUGGGUGAGGGCCGGGUCCAGCAGGUGGCCCCCCUCUCCAACACCUCUGUGACCCUGGAGCCCUCCCCCUCCUCCCCCCAGCAGGACCCCCGCUGGACCCCUCUGGAGGACAUGGAGGUGUUUUCUCCAGAUGAGGAGGCUGCAGGCAGUCAGAGGGACACGUCGGGCCCCCGACAUGGACGCCCCCACAACCCCACAGGCUCUUCAGGGCGGCGCUCCUCAGCCUCGAUGCUUCAUCGCCUCCUCACGCUGCCAUCUCAGCUGCUGGACGAGGAGGAGGACGCUGCCAACGACACGCUGGUUGCUCUCGCCAUCGAGGGAGUCAACGACCUCCGAGAAGCCAUUGAACAGCCCCGCCCGUUGCCCCCGCCCAACAGAGAGGAGGACGAGGAGGAGGAAGAAGAGGAGGAGGAGGAGGACAAAGGAAGGAAGCAGAAGAAGCGGCGGCGUGUUUGGUCGGAAUGUGAGGAGUGCGGUCGGAGGUUCAGCCGGAUGUCUCUCCUGAAGGCUCACCGGCAGACGCAUGCCGCGGAAAACACAGCUGCUGUCGACACGGCGUCCCCCGCGCCCGCCAGCAACUCCGCAGCGCUCCACUGCUCCACCUGCGGUAAGAGGUUCUCCUCCGCCACCCGCCUCCAUAGCCACAUCCGGGCCCAGCACCCCGGGACCCGGACCUGACCUCCAACAGAGUCCAACAAGAAGCUAAACAAACACCAGAGCAGUAUCCACAGAGCAGAACCAGAACCAUGAAGGGAAACGCAUCAGGAUCCCAGUCCAGAACGCUCUGGAGGAAACAAACAUGACCAAAGGGAUAGACCCGUUUUACACUCUUAAAUACUUUCAUUCUGAAAUAUAGACUAGCAAGCCGACUCCAGGCCUUCUGUAGAGCACUUUAUUAUUAAAGCUGCCACUAAAUUAUUUAUUCAACUAUUUAUUUAUAUUUCCCAUUAGCAGUUAGUCUAUGAAAUUACAAAAAACUAAAGUGAAGACGCCAUUAGCUGAAACUAAAAUAAUUUCUUAAAACUAUUUGUAAAAUAGUUUUAAGUAGCAGCAUUAAAGUAAUGAGAACUUUUAAAAAAUGUAUUUCCAAAAAUUGGAUUUAAAAUAAAGUUGAGCAAUAAAUGAUCGAUAAAAUAUUUAAUAUUAAGACCCUGCAAACAUAAAUUAUUAUUUUAAAAGAUUAAAAAUCACACAGAUAAAGAUUUGAAAAGAUCUCAGGUCUAAGAUCUGUCUAUCCCUCGUCAUUGGUACCCGACAACCAAUCAGUGUAUGGAGGAAGGUCACAUGAUCGAUGAUCAUCCAUAACCAGAUGGAGUCCAGGUCCGAUCUUGGUUCUGACUCCGGAUUUAUCAAGUUCAGGCGCUGACAAAUCGCUAACUCAAGUUAUCAAAAUAUUCAGCUUUUUUCAACAUUGAUCAUUUUGAAUGUAAUUUGGUAAGAGAUGAGUAUAAGCCAACAAAACAAUCAAAAAGUCCCGAAAGCUUGACUCCUCUUUCAGAUUCUGAAUUUUAGCGAUGGGGUCCGACAUGUAAACAAACAAAUCUGCCAAACAGGGAAAAUAUUCAACUGAUUUCACCAUUGAAAGGCAUUGCUUGAAAAGAUGAAAACUGUACUACUGUCAAACAAGGGGAAGUUAAAUUAAAUAGAAUCCUCUUAAUCUAGUAUUACCAUCCAAGGUUUCUUUAUGGAAAAUUCUGCUCUGUCCUGCCCCUGUUGAACUGGUGUUACCUUCUAGGGGCUUUUAUUUUGAAAAUAGUUUUCUUAUUUUCUCCAGGUUGCAAUCAAAGAGUUUUUUCUUCAGGAUUCGCCUAUUUGAAAAUAAGAGUUUUUUUGUGGCUUUUUAAAAUGACUUUAACUUAACAACUGUUAAAAGCUGAAUAGUUUUGAUAAAACAUAUUUGUAGACAUCUGAACUCCACAAAAGACUUAUUAAUCCCAACUCUGGAUUUAAUACAGGAAAUAAAGAACCUGAACAGGGAAUUAUUGCUGUGUAAGCAUCAAGGGCAGAGAUGACGAAGGGAAAAACUUCAUGUUUCAAUCUCCUCGUACAUGCAUCUCCUCUUCUUUUUUAAAUCCUGUAAAACACCCUCUUGGACAAGAAACAAGCCCCACCUCAUGAGGUGAGUCUGAGUCCCAGCAGGAGAUUUUAUUUUUAUUUUUUUGUUGUUGCAAUAAGCUUGUGGCCUCAGCAGUCGGACGGUCGGAGCUUCCUGUUGAUGAUCGUUGUUUUUCCUUCUCGUGUUGGAUCUGUAAAACGUGAAUUUGCAGGUGGAUUGAUUCCUGAUAUCAGUUUUUGUUUCAAAGUGCCCUUUUAUUGUUUCUUUCAACAGACUUUUUUUUUCUUUUUUUUCUCCAAUUUGUUUUUAGAUUAUCGUCAGGUGCAAUUUUGUCUUCAAGUUUUUUGGACUUGUAAAAACAAGCAAAAGGAAGAGAAACUUUGUCAGUGGCAUCGAUUGUUUUGGACUCGAUGAAUGUGAAUCUCUGCAGUUGUUUUUGUACAGUUUUUACUUUACAGACAGAACUGAAGAUGAAACGAGAGAAUAGAUGAAGUUUUUUUAAUCUGUAAUGGUUACCUCCUCUGCAUCUUUCUCUCCUUGCUUACAUCCUUCCUUCAUCCCUUGUUCUUCGGUUAAGCGACCUCAUGUUAACACACGGAUACCUCCUGAAACAAACACAACCACCUUUUUUUUCGUAUGCGAUUUCUGAUUGGUUACCUUUUAAUUUUUUUCUGGCUUCAACUAAUUAAUUAUGUGCUUUUAUUUGCUUUAAUUAAUCAGGUCUGUAUGAAGUAUGUAUUUUUAUGAAAUGGUGUUCCUGCAGAAGCCGUUGACUGCCAGGAAAUAGUCAAAAUAAAGAAAAUAGUCUUUGACUUAUAAAUAUUCAAAAAAGAUUAUACAAAGCUAUCAUUAAGAGUUUAUAACAAUAUAAAUCUCAGAAAAUCAUCAAAGAAAGUUUUCUUUCUAUGGCUGUUCACUACACACUGGCUUUACAUUUUUAUUCUUUUCUUCACUCAAUAGGUAUUAAACAUAUGGUAGCCCGUUAGUGCCAGGGGAAGAAAAUGUAUACAGAAAUGUAGUUUUCAACUUAGUGAAAUCUAUCAAAAAAAUAAAUAAACUAAUAGUUUUAUGGAUAAAAUCUAAUUUUUCCUUUUUAAUUUCACUAAAGGAUCAAAAUUCAUUUAAAUUGCCCCAACUCGUGUUGGUGUUGUUUCUUUAGAAUCAUUCCUACCUUUCCAUCUGUUUGUGACUUUAUCUUUUGUAGCAUGCAUAUGUCAAGAAAAGAUGGAAGGAGGGAUGUCUGUGAAUAGAAGGGUCAGAUAACAGAUAUAAAAACAAAUAUCAGUGAUAAAUCUCAAGAUUUCAUGUUUCUGCUCUGCGAUGCUUCAGCACGAACAAUCGAGACAUAUCCAUUGUCUUUAAGCUUUGUAAAUGUGCAAACUGAACGUUUUUCUAGCCUCAAGGUGAUUCUGUUUUUACUUGUCUUGAAAGAUAUGUAAGCAAUAUGAAGCCAAAACUCUGCCCAGCGGAUUGAGUUUGAUUUACUGUCAGAGAGCUGAUGGUGCUCAUGAUGCGCAAAAUGAUAUCACCGUUUCCAAAAUCAUUGGUUUGAUUUUGCUGCAUCAUGCCCACGGGUCCUCUGUGGUAUAAUACUUUCGCUAAUACAAUAUACUAAUGAUGCCUAAUAACUGUUUAAUUGUACAGCCUCUACAUUAAUAACAAAAGCUAAUUAUCUGCUCUGCAAACAUCUGAAUGACCCCACCGCAUUUGUGCAAACGCCAAGCAUCUAUUUCUUUUUCUCUGAUUUGUUGCACUUUCAGCCUCCACGUGUUCACACAUACCUCAUUUUAUUUUGUAAAACAUCUAGUGUUUUAUAUGUUCCUCUUCACACAUACCUCAUUACCUCAUUUGACUACAAUGUGUUUGUUUUUUUUCUGUUUUUUCGUUUUUGGAUUUGACUCAGAAACAGAAGCUGUCGCGUAAAAAACACAAAGCUGCAAAGAGAUGGUCUUUUAGGAUUGCUUUUUUUUAUCAUUUUAAAAACGGAUUUAUCUGCCUUUAAUAACAAGCUAUGACAGCUUUAUAAGAGUUUGCCCCAAAAUAUGGAAUGCUAUUUUUGCAGGUGGUUAAUAGUUAAAGAACCAUUUAAAAGAAAAAUAUGCAUAAUGUUAGAUACAAAUUGAGACCAUUUAGUUAGUUGAAUGUUUUGAAUCUUUCUUUUUGUUACACUUAAAGUUUGAGCACUUUUAAAGCACUUAAAAGGAAAAAGAAAAACAACAUCAAUUAUUAGUGUUGGGGAAGAUGCAAUUACUAACGACAGUAGGAUAAAAUGAGAUGAAAACAUAAAAUGGUAAUAAAGAAAGUUAAGUUACCACAUGAAAAAUGUGAAAUGUGCAAAAAAAAACAAAAAAAGUUAAAUUUAGUAAAAAAUAAACUAAUUUUAGAUGUUCUUUUUUAAAAUCCAAAACACACAAGUGAGUAGUUAUGUGGUUUUUACAUGACAGCUCUGUGAAUAAGCUUUUGGUUACUGUCAGAGAAAAACCUUGUACCUCUAAAUGUGAUCUUAUUUUUCUGACUGAAAUUCAAAUCUGCAAUGAACUUUGUGUGACAAACAGAAAAUGUCAGACCCAAGUGGAGGUUAUGAGGUUUUCUCUGACACAAUGGCGCCUUUUAAUCAAUCAAUGCUCCACCUGUUGUUGUUUACAGAAAUACAUGGAAGAGAGAAAUGCUUCUGGUUGAAAAUACAUAAAAGGGAAAAUUGUGAACUAACUAAAAGGGACCUCAGAGAGUACAGACCUCCGCUAGAAGAAAUUAAACCAUGCAGUAAACAUCAUGCUAUUAGUUUUUCCGUAUUUCCUGCUGACAAACACAAAGAAAAUGGAACUAAUAAUUUUAAACGGAUAUUCACAAGUUGUAAAAGUGAAUUAAAAAGUUUGAAUUUAUAUCAAAAGGGACCUUAUACUAAUAUUAGUAAUACUAAGCCAGAAUUGACAGUAAAUCAUAUCUGUGAUGUUUGGUUUUAAGUGAUGCUAAAAUCUUCAUUUGAUGUUCUUUAAAAAAAAAAAAAAAAUCAUAUGAUGACAUAAUCUUUAUCUGAAAAUGGUCAAAUACUGAUUCAAUGUUUUACAACAGAAUAAUUGUAAACGGUAAUGUCGUACUCACUUUUAUAAUAACUCUUCAGGCUGUCGUUGCGAUUAUACUUACCAAUAAUAAUUUCCACCAGAUGCAUUUCUCUCCAAUUUGUUUUAAAAAGAGGGAGUCGUUAACAGUUGUAAAAGGUCACACUAUAAUUUUUUCAUUAGCACUGAGACGCAUUCAUGUGUUCAUAUCACAGAGCAGAUCCCGGCUCCUUUGAUUUUCAUUUUAUAUGUCAGUUUUCUGAAAGUGGUUAUGUGGUUCCCAUGUGUAGCGAUGACAAUGUUUCAGCCUCUCCGUUAAAACGGGCUGCGAAAGGAAGGGAAUGGAAACUUAACGUUUAAGCAGAGGGGACCGCUCUUUAAAAAAAAAAGAAGUGUUCCUUAAAUAAACCAUAUAUUCAUAGUUAGUUUGAAGAAGUAGAGCUGGAGUUAUUGGAACUUCAUGCUGGGGUUCCUCAGGGAACGAUUCAAGGUCCUCUUAUUAUUUGAUGCAACACGGGAAUGAGGGGUGGAAAGGGAUUGUUUUAUUAAUUUCAAUUUUAAUUGUUUUACUUUAAGCAGACUGUGUGUUUUUAUUGACACAGGCAAAUGUGACUAAUGUUUAAAGCCUGGAAGUUUUAUUUCUUAAUUUUUAAAUACCUAUUUCUACUCCCUGUAUAAUCUCAAAGAACUGACUUGCUCUCGUCUGUCAAAGAAAGUUCAUUUUGUGUUUGGAUUUGAUGCAAUACUUUGGAUAAAAAAUGUGCCCUUUUUUGUAAUUUACCAGUCCAAUAAAACCAAAUCUUAAAUAGUUAUCCUGUUUAAAAAAUGACAUUUUAAAAGUGCUGCAGUUGAGUGGCAGGCAGUUGAAGCUUCAGUCAGAAUAAGGAAACUUAAUGUUCAAAUUAACUCAGAAUUGAUAUGACCUUUGACUUUUUUGUCAGUUUUCAGUUAAUUAUUGCCAACUUUCUCCAUCAUUAACCAGUGAACUAUGGUAAAUUCUCACUGUAUGUUAGGCUGUUUUUGUGCCCGUGUUGAUCACAGCAGCACCGUCUGAAUGUCAAAUACGCCACAUUACAAAAUGUCUGCCAUGAUAAUGUUAUGAUGAAAGCUAUGGUGAUGGUGCAUUUUUUUUAUUUCUAGACCUGUUUUAGUCAAUGAGACCGGGUACUUUUUAGUGUUAAAAUUCAAGGAAAACCAAUAAAUGUUCACAACGACCA
This is a messenger RNA of Eleginops maclovinus (Patagonian blennie), 7329 nucleotides long. RefSeq lists its product as uncharacterized. NCBI's taxonomy places the organism in Eukaryota, Metazoa, Chordata, Actinopteri, Perciformes, Eleginopidae. Gene Ontology annotation, biological process: regulation of transcription by RNA polymerase II. The coding region runs from base 173 to 1675 and encodes 500 amino acids. The transcript has 5 exons. The record is from RefSeq and is a predicted model, not a curated record. Gene Ontology annotation, molecular function: DNA-binding transcription factor activity, RNA polymerase II-specific; sequence-specific DNA binding. Gene Ontology annotation, cellular component: nucleus.